AGAGAGAGAGCGCACGCAGCAGGUCAGAGACGCGAGCGCGCGUCCGGGUGAGCGCAGCUCGAUGGCUGUGGUGGGUAAGAGGGUGCCCUACCUCGUCGCCGUCGGCGGGCUCCUGGGCUACGGGGGUGGCCACUGAGGCGGCUCGAUGCCGAGCGUAGAGAGCCCGGAGGGUGCGAGAGUAGCGUUAAAAGGGGAGAGCAUGGGGAAUGAUGAGCAAGCGAGUGCCGGAGAAGGACGGGACGACGAGGGCCGCUGCGAGGACGAGUCACAGUGACCUGGCGCCGCUGCUAGCACCGGACGUGCCGUCGCCGAGUUGCGCGAUGACGGACUCGAGGUCGGCCAGGCGCUCCAGCCUGAGGAACAUCGUCGGUAUUUGCCUGCUACUCGCCUUGGCUGGGAUGCUCUACCUCGGCUAUUUUUGCCCCGAUCACGUCUGUGCCCUGAGCACUCGAGACUCCAAGGAGUCCACGAGAUUCUCCGAGUCUCUUUUGUCGAGUAAUGCCUUAGGCCUCGGAUCUAAUUUGUUUGAAGUAGAAAGGAACAAUUUUUUUCCAGUACAUCCUGCAUUUAAGCUACAGAGCAUUCAAGGAAGUCUUGGUUACGAUGACAUUUUUCUAAAUGACACCUUUCAGUUUGAUAUCAAUGCACACGAUGUGAUGGUUUUCUUACAUAUUCAAAAGACUGGAGGCACUUUAUUUGGCAAACAUUUGGUUCGUGAUCUUGAUUUGCAAAAGCCAUGCUCGUGUCAAAGGCGACGUAAACGUUGCUUUUGUUUCCGUCCAAAUCGAAGUGAAAAUUGGCUAUUUUCAAGAUAUUCCACUGGGUGGAAAUGUGGAUUACACGCCGAUUGGACAGAAUUAACGGGUUGUGUUGAUUCUGAAUUAAAUAAAAUUGAAGGAGAUAAUGUUAAGAGGAGAUAUUUUUACAUAACAAUUAUACGAAAUCCCGUGGCAAGAUAUUUAUCUGAGUUUAGACAUGUGCAAAGAGGAGCUACUUGGAGAGGUGCUCGACACUGGUGUGGAGGUGCUCCAACAAACAUACCUCAGUGCUAUUCAGGUCCUAAUUGGAAAGGAGUAACUUUAGAACAGUUUAUGGCCUGCCCUUAUAAUUUGGCAAGUAAUCGACAAACUCGAAUGUUAGCAGAUCUUUCCCUCGUCGGCUGUUACAAUUCAUCUCUUAGCAGUAUAGAUCGUGAUCAACUUAUGUUAGCAAGUGCAAAGCAUAAUUUGAAAUACAUGCCAUUUUUUAUGCUUACAGAAUAUCAAAAAGUAGGGCAAUAUUCUUUUGAAGAAACUUUCGGAAUGAGAUUUGCCGUUGCGUUUGAACAACACAAUGCAACACUCAGCGCUGCAACAAUGGCAACUCUUACUCCGGAGCAACUGGAUGCAAUUCGAAGACUUAAUAAGCUAGAUCUUGAACUGUAUGAAUAUGCAACAAACCUUGCGUUUCAAAGGUUUCGACGUCUUCGAGAUCGUGAUCCCUAUUUUGUUCAACGUUUUCAGCAUCUUGGUGAGUUACCAUCGAGGCAAAGUGUAACGGAAUUUAAUUGGGACUCGGUGAUCGAAGAUACAACGGACAUUGACUAGACUCUCUAUGAGACGUAUACAGAUAAGCACAAAAUGAAAGUUUCUCCUUUGAUAAGAAGAAAGGAAUAUCCAUAUUUUUUAUUCUUAUAAAGCGUCAAGAUUUACUUGAAAUUUGUAAAUUUUGCUUGUUCACUUGAAAAUGCAGUACUGUGAAAUAUUUUUUUUUUU
Messenger RNA from Ceratosolen solmsi marchali, 1754 nucleotides. RefSeq names its product heparan sulfate 6-O-sulfotransferase (gene Hs6st). The record is from RefSeq and is a predicted model, not a curated record. NCBI's taxonomy places the organism in Eukaryota, Metazoa, Arthropoda, Insecta, Hymenoptera, Agaonidae. Gene Ontology annotation, molecular function: heparan sulfate 6-sulfotransferase activity. Gene Ontology annotation, cellular component: membrane. The transcript is spliced from 5 exons. The coding region runs from base 207 to 1586 and encodes 459 amino acids.